UAUAAUCCCCAGUUUCACCCUCAGUGACACUCACCAGUCAGUAAAGGUUAGGAGCUGCACCUUGAGCUUUCUUUCUUUCUUGUUCAUCUUAUUGCCUUUUCAGGUUCAGGUGAACGUGCCCGACCAUGUCGGACAACGAGGAAGUGGUUGAGGAGUACGAGGAGGUGGAAGAAGAAGAGGAAGAAGAAGAAGAAGAAGAAGAGGCAGUUGAAGGGGAGCAAGAAAUAGAACGGCAGGAGGCUGAGGAAGACGCGAUGCAAGAGGAAGAUAAACCGGCAGAGGAGGGCGAUGAAGAACAAGGUGAAGGGGAGGAAGAGGAAGAAGAGGAGGAGGCCAAACCAAAAUUCAAGCCGUUUCUUAUGCCCAACCUCAUCCCUCCUAAGAUCCCAGAUGGGGAGAGGGUGGAUUUUGACGACAUCCACCGUAAGAGGAUGGAGAAAGACCUGAUGGAGCUCCAGACUUUGAUUGAGGUUCACUUUGAAAGCAGAAAGAAGGAAGAAGAGGAGCUCAUUAGUCUCAAAGAACGAAUUGAGAAGCGCCGCUCUGAGCGCGCGGAGCAGCAUAGGAUACGCAGUGAGCGAGACAAAGAGCGUCAAAAGCGACUUGAGGAAGAGAGGGCUCGUAAAGAAGAGGAAGAGGCAAAGAAACGAGCAGAAGAUGACGCAAAGAAGAAAAAAACCUUGACCAGCCUCCACUUUGGAGGCUACAUGCAGAAGCUGAACGAGAAGCGAAGCGGUAAAAGGCAGACGGAGAGAGAGAAGAAAAAGAAGAUUUUGAGUGAAAGACGUAAAUCUUUGGAUAUCGACAACUUGGGGCAGGAAAAGCUCAAGGAGAAGGCCAAGGAGUUAUGGGAGUGGAUGUAUGAGCUGGAGGCAGAGAAGUUUGACCUGCAGUACCAAUUCACCAGGCAGAAAUAUGAGAUAAAUGUGCUGAGAAACCGUGUGAGCGACCAUCAGAAAACAUCCAAGAGAACAAAGAGAGGCCUUAGGAAAUAGAUGACCUGCUAUCCAGACUAAGCACCUAAACCAAGACCUGGCAUUUUCGCCACACCCAAGUUACACCUUUCACCUCAACGGGACACUUUCUAGUGUAUUGCAUAAUAACAUAUAUUGAGGUUUUUUUUUCUCCGAUUACAUUUUUGGAACAGUGAAUAACGUGUAGGUGUAAAUAAAACCUCAUUUUAAAAACCAGA
Molecule: messenger RNA, 1192 nt
Organism: Xiphophorus maculatus (southern platyfish)
Lineage: Eukaryota; Metazoa; Chordata; Actinopteri; Cyprinodontiformes; Poeciliidae
Gene: tnnt2a
Product: troponin T, cardiac muscle isoforms
Exons: 16
Coding region: 126-995 (289 amino acids)
Biological process (GO): sarcomere organization; regulation of muscle contraction; cardiac muscle contraction
Cellular component (GO): troponin complex
Molecular function (GO): tropomyosin binding; troponin C binding; troponin I binding
Source: RefSeq, a predicted model, not a curated record